AUGGUGCAGUACAUCCUGACGCCGUGGCGCGAUCGCCGCGAGCUGCUCAAGGUUCGCCAGCAGUUCUAUCCCGCUGCCCCAGCCGACCAGCACCAUGCCGUCGCGAGGGUGUCCAUGUGGAUGCAGCGCGGCAACUGCCCGCACAUGGUCGAGUCCACGGCCCUGCUGACGGCCGCCAUCCUCAGCGACGCCGAGAGCAAGGGCGGCGCUGGCACCUACGCCGUCCGCGCUGCUUAUGCCGCCGCCUUCAGUCGGUUCGUCACUGGGCUCUUGGACGGCCAUCAGGAUAAGCAACGCAAACUGAGCAUGUACUCGGUGGCAAAGACUAUUGGCUUGCCGGCGACCUUUGUCGAGCUGCGGCACCAGGCGACGCACGAGACGUUGCCGUCUCUCGCGAAGCUGCGUUCCGCCGCGCGCAAAGCGCUGGUGUGGAUCUGGGAGUAUUACUGGCAGCACCUGGGGCCCGAUGAGGCCGUCAGCCAGGCUCCUGAGACUCCUGUGCGCCGCGAAGUCGUGGUCGCCUUUCUCGAGGAGCAGGAUGCCGGGAGGAGGGCCGAGAUGAGGAAAUGGAUUGACGGGCUGGAGGAGAGUCGGCUACUGGCGACGCUGGAGAAGAUUGUCGAGACGCCGCCGAGUGAGACCGUCAUGCUUGCGGCUCAGCGGUUAUCAGAGGACAUUCUGCGGAAGGGACAGGGAGACGGGCAGGGUGAGAUGGAGGAGGAUGAUGCUCCUGAGAGCGCUGGCACCGGAUGGGCCAAGUUUGAGGGGACUUGGAAGCCGCGUCCUAUUGGCCUUACGUUUGCCAACGCUAUGCAUAUCCAGUCGAUUCCCAUGUGGGUGGGCAGUAGUAACAACUACGCCUACCUGGUCAAGGACGACAAGACCAACGACGCCGUCAUCAUUGACCCUGCCAACCCGUCCGAGGUGACGCCCGUGUUGCAGAAGGCUAUCAAGAGUGGCGAGAUUAACCUCACGGCCAUCGUCAAUACGCACCAUCAUUGGGACCACGCCGGCGGAAACAAGAAGCUGCAAGACGAGCUGGGUCUGGAUAAGCUGGCCAUCAUCGGCGGCAAGGACUGCGAGGGCGUGACGCGGACGCCGGGCCACGGCGAGUCGUUCAAGAUUGGCGAGGGCAUCGCCGUCAAGGCGCUGCACACGCCGUGCCAUACGCAGGACAGCAUCUGCUGGUUCAUGCAGGACGGGGAUCAAAAGGUUGUUUUUACGGGCGAUACGCUCUUCAUCAGCGGCUGCGGCAAGUUCUUCGAGGGUAACGCGGAGGAGAUGCACAGCGCGCUGAACAAGACGCUGGCCUCGCUGCCCGACGACACUGUCGUGUUUCCCGGCCACGAGUACACCAAAUCCAACGUCAAGUUCGCCGCGUCGGUGCUGCAGAACGAGGCGAUUCAGAAGCUGCAGGCUUUUGCGGAGAAUAACAAGGAGACGCAGGGCAAGUUCACGAUUGGGGAUGAAAAGAAACACAACGUGUUUAUGCGCGUCGAGGACCCCGAGAUUCAGAGGGUGACGGGAGAGAGCGAGCCCGUUUCCCCGGCAAAACGCAAACCACCAACCCAGAAACCCUCCUCCUCAACUACAGACAUCCCACGCCCCCGCGCCUCCAAACUCGCAAAAGAACACAACAUCUCUGCCCACGAAGAGCGCGAGAUCCGCGAAGCCUUUUCCUUGUUCGCCGAGCCCCUCAAGGGCUACUCCAAAGAAGGCGUCAUCCCCACAUCAGACGUCCGCUCCUGCCUAGUCGCCCUGGGCAUCCCGUCGUCCUCCCGCGACGAGCAGGCCGAGUUCAUUGAAAUCUUGGAUCCCGAGAACGAAGGCUUCGUCGCGUACGAGCCUUUCUUUGCCGUGUGUGCGCUAAAGUACCAUCAGAGAGAGGAACGGGGUGGCGGGGAGGCGAGGAGGAGGGAGGUGGAGGAGGCGUUUGGGCUGUUUACGGGGUCUGGGGCCGGAGGAUCGUCGUCGGGGGCGGCGGCGGCUGCUGGGCCGCGGGACGUCAUAACAAUUGCGGAUCUCAAGAGGGUUGCUGCCGUGCUCAGGGAGGACGUCAAGGACGAGGUGCUGCGGGAUAUGAUCCUCGAGGCCAACGGGGGCGCGGGCGUCGGGAAGGGGGUCAGGAGGGAAGAGUUUGAGGAGGUUAUGCGGCGGGCUGGGGUUUGGCGGUGA
Molecule: messenger RNA, 2175 nt
Organism: Colletotrichum godetiae
Lineage: Eukaryota; Fungi; Ascomycota; Sordariomycetes; Glomerellales; Glomerellaceae
Product: Las1-like protein
Exons: 14
Coding region: 1-2175 (724 amino acids)
Biological process (GO): rRNA processing
Cellular component (GO): Las1 complex
Molecular function (GO): hydroxyacylglutathione hydrolase activity; endonuclease activity
Source: RefSeq, a predicted model, not a curated record